AUGGGACUCAUUGAACAACAAGCAGCAGUAACUGCAUUAAUAACAGUACAAGCACACUGCAAAAAUGAACCUACAAAACAAGCAUUAUAUGAAAAACAUAAAGAAUUCUUAGAAUCUCAAUUAGAGAAAUGCAUGAUGACAAAGAAAUUCAAGGAAGAAUUUACGGAGAUGUCAUCAAGGCAAGGAAAAAGGAAAAACCACAAAUGUUACUACCCAAUCCAAAAGGAAGAAGUACCUACAAACCAUAUGAACUAUGAUGUACCCAGAGAUAAAGAAUUUGUUAGAGAAAAUGAACAAAUUGGAAUAAAAAUACCACAUUCACCCACAGACAACGUAUUCUUAAAUAAAAGGCUAUUACAAGCCUCUAGAAGGAAUGAAGAUAUCCCUCAAGGAGUAUUACUAAAAGUAACAAAACCAGCAACACCUUCACCAUUAAGUCAAUAUACUUUAAGUAGAACACCUACUAUUGAAAUUAGUGCCGAUGAACCUGACCGAAAAAGAAAUGAAAGAGGUUAUACACCAUCACCAGAUCCUUAUAAAAGAAAACAACAAAGAUAUAAAAGCCCAAGUCUUAGCUCAAAACACACAGACCAAAUUUCUAAUAAAGAAAUAGAAAUACCAUAUUAUGAUAAUGUACAUAAUGAAGGACAAUCCUCAACCUACAAACCAAUACAUGGUACCUUUAGAGGACAAAUAUAUACUACAUAUGUACCUGAAACAGUAUAUCAAGAAUUAGAAGACUACAAAAAAGAAGAAUUUGGACAAGAAGUUGAAAAUCAACUUAAAGAAAACAAAGAAGGAUAUGGAAUAAAUGAUGAUGAAGAAUAUAAUCAUAUUUUAUUAAAUAACCUAACUAUACAACAAAAAAGAAAAAUAGUACCCACUAUUAUUAAAACUGAAAAAGAAAAGAUAUUUAGUAAAAAAGAAACAGUCAUACCACCUAUAACAUUGAUGAGUAUUAAAAUAUUAAACCCUCAAGAAAAUGGAAUAGUAGGGACCCCUAUACAAUUAGCAGCCAAAGGGUUAGCUAUACAACAAGGACGACCCAAUGAAGACUACAUUUUAGCAAUAAAUAUUAGUGAUAAAAAUAUUCAAAUAAAACAAGAUGAACAUAUUGGAAAUAUAGAACAAGAAAUGAGAACUUCUGUAAAUAAUAAUGUAAUUUCUGAUAUUCAAUUUAUAUUGAAUAAAAAAGAACACGAAAUUCCUGAUAAUGAUAAAAAUCAAAGAAUAAGAAAAUAUACUGUAGAAGAAGAAAGAAUUAUUAAAGAAUUAUAUGAGGAUUUAGAAAAAAAUGAUAUUAUAUAUCCUGGAUAUAGCAAAUAG
Molecule: messenger RNA, 1326 nt
Organism: Dentiscutata erythropus
Lineage: Eukaryota; Fungi; Glomeromycota; Glomeromycetes; Diversisporales; Gigasporaceae
Source: the annotation of a GenBank genome assembly